AUGUCUAAAAAGUAUAGUGUAUAGAAAUCCAAAUAAAUCCAAGAUCUAAAGAAAAACUAUAUUGACGCAGUUGAGAAGUUUUAUCUUGGGAAAAAGGUUUCAACAACAUAACCACCACUUGGAAAGACCAUGUCGAAUUUUAAUAAUUCAUAAGGAAAUGGUAAGAUGUAUAAUCAAACAGUCUAAGAAAGCGAUCAGAGUAGCUAUGUAGCUAAAUAGACUAAAUCAAGAGGUACAUAUUUUCUUUAUCCUACAUCAUGGUUGAGUAGAUUUAUUAUUCCGAACGAAUUCUAAAGAGAAGAUACGUAGGAGUUUGGUGAGGAAUCAUACAUCUUAAAAUAAUUCCCCAAUGAAUGGCUCACUUGA
This is a messenger RNA of Stylonychia lemnae, 366 nucleotides long. The record is from the annotation of a GenBank genome assembly. NCBI's taxonomy places the organism in Eukaryota, Ciliophora, Spirotrichea, Sporadotrichida, Oxytrichidae.